This is a messenger RNA of Triticum aestivum (bread wheat), 3804 nucleotides long. Its product is annotated as disease resistance protein RGA5. The record is from RefSeq and is a predicted model, not a curated record. Gene Ontology annotation, molecular function: ADP binding. The transcript is spliced from 5 exons. Lineage: Eukaryota; Viridiplantae; Streptophyta; Magnoliopsida; Poales; Poaceae. Bases 669 to 3248 code for a protein of 859 amino acids. Gene Ontology annotation, biological process: defense response to other organism.
AUGAAACUUUAAUAUAAUCCUGGGACCUUUUAGCCAAAAAAAUCUCCAAGUCUCACAUUUUUUGAGAAAAAAAAACACGUUAGUGGAGUCUGCUUUUUGUUUUUUGUUUUUUGUUUUUUGUUUUUGAGGGGGUUAGUGGAGCUGCUGCUGCUGCUAAUGCGCGUACACAUGCGACGAGACGACCGCAAAUCGUCCAUUCGAGGUCCACAAAGUCUCCACUACUUCCUGUCUGCUUCAUUCCUUCUGUCUCUGGCUCUCUGUGGCGACUACGGUGGUCUCCUCCCAAUCUGCAACGGCGAAGAAUUGGAUCUGUUCUCCACUAGUUCAUCUUGGGUUGCUGUUGCAAAUUGGAUUUGAAGGAGCUGCUAUUCAAGAAUUUCGACCCAAGGACAAUGCUAUAGUGGUGUGUAUCAAGUGCAAAGAAAAAUAAAAAAAAUCGAGAUAUGGAGGCCGCCGCUGGGGCAUUGAGCCCUGUCCUCCGUAAGCUCGGUGAGCUGCUCGUAAGAGAAUACAACCUGGAGAAACGAGUAAAGAAAGGCGUACAAUCCCUCCUUACGGAGCUGGAGAUGAUGCAUGCUGUACUCCGUAAGGUUGGCGAGGUGCAGUCGGACCAGCUCGACGAGCCGGUCCGGAUUUAGGCUGGCAAGGUGAGAGACCUCUCUUGCGACAUGGAAGACGCUGUUGACGACUUCUUGGUGCGCGUGGAUGAGGGUUCAAGCAGCAAACCAACGAGCAUGAAGAAUCGAGUCAAGAAGUUUCUCAAAAAGACCACCAAACUGUUUGGUAAGGGCAAAGCACUUCAUCAAAUCUGUGAUGCCAUUGAAGAAGUUCAAGAUCUUGCCAAGGAGUUGGCUGAGCUGCGUAAAAGGUACGAGCUUGACAUGUUUAGCUCUACCAACGUUGCUACCAUUGACCCUCGUGUGUUAGCUCUGCAAAAAGAUGUAGGGGAGCUUGUUGGACUUGACCACACAAGGGAUGAGCUUAUCAAAACACUUAUUUCUGAGGAUGGGACUUCUAAGAAGCAAUUGAAGAAAAUCUCUAUUGUUGGUGUUGGUGGGCUGGGCAAGACAACCCUCACCAAAGCAGUUUUUGAGAAGAUCAAAGCCCAAUUUGAUUGUGCAGCUUUUGUCCCAGUGGGUCAAAAUCCAGAUAUCAGGAAAAAUUUCAAAGACCUACUCUAUGGCCUCGACAAACAGAAGUUCAAAGACAUUCAUAAUACAACAAGGGAUGAGAAACUACUCAUGGAGGAAAUCAGUGAAUUCCUUGUGGAUAAGAGGUACCUCAUUGUAAUUGAUGACAUAUGGGAAGAAGAAAUAUGGAGAUUUAUAAAUUGCGCUUUGUGGAAAAACAAACUCCAUAGUCGGGUAAUCACAACAACUCGCAAUGUGAGUGUGUCUGAAGCAUGUCUCUCUUCCAGUGAUGACAUGAUUCACAAAAUGAAACCUCUUUCUGAUGAAGACUCGCGGAUACUCUUCCAUAGAAGAAUAUUUCAAAGCGAGGAGAAAUGUUCGGAAGAUUUGCGGGUAGUAUCGACAAAUAUAUUGAAGAAAUGUGGUGGUGUACCAUUAGCCAUCAUUACAAUAGCUAGUCUCCUGGUUAGUGGCCAAAGGAUAAAGCAAAAAGAUGAAUGGAUGCAUGUGCACAAUUUGAUGGGCCGUGGAGUUACACAGGGUGGUAUUGUGAAGGACAUGAAGAGGAUAUUAUCACUCAGCUAUUAUGACUUGCCAUCACAUUUGAAGACAUGUUUGUUAUAUCUAAGCAUCUUUCCUGAAGACUUUGAGAUUGUGAAAGAUUGGUUGAUAUGGAGGUGGCUUGCCGAAGGUUUUAUCCAUUGUGACAAAAAAGAAACCAGCCUAUUUGAAAUCGGAGAGAGCUACUUCAACGAGCUUAUGAACAGGAGCUUGAUUCAGCCAGCAAAUAUCAACGAGGAAGGAACGGUAACAACUUGCCGUAUACAUGAUAUGGUGCUUGACCUUAUAUGCUCGUUGGCAAGCGAGGAGAAUUUUAUCUCUAUAUUGGAUAAUGCUGAGUGGCAUGCACCUAAUCUGCAAAGGAAACUUCGCAGGCUAUCACUUCAUAAUAUCAAGGCAAAGGUUCAGAACCAUCAGUUUGAUAGCACUAGCCUAUCAAAAGUGAGGACCUUUGCUGUUUUUUCUCCCGUUACCUGUGAUUGGUUGCCAUCUCUCUCAAGCUUCCAAUUUUUACGUGUGCUGGAUCUUGGAAAUUGUGACAGCCGUAAAAGUAGCUCUGGUAUCACCCUCAAAUAUGUAGGAAAUUUAAUUCACCUAAGGUACCUAGGGCUCAAGGAUGCAGAUGUUUGCGAACUCCCAAUGGACAUAGGCAAGUUGCAGCUUUUACAGACACUGGACAUAGAAGGAACUCGUAUAGAAGAAUUACCUUCAACUGUUGUACAGCUCAGAAAUUUGAUAUGUCUAUGUGUCAAUUAUACGGUGAGGCUGCCAAAAGGAAUGGGGAGCUUGAUGUCCCUUGAAGUGCUGCAACAAGUAGGCUUAUCCUCAUCUCCUCACAUUGUGGAAGAGCUGAGUCAUCUAACAGAGGUUAGGACACUCAGUGUUGACUGUGCUAACAUGGACGAGGAUCUGAUUGAUAUAUUAAUCAAGUCUCUAGGCAACCUGCACAAAUUGCAAAAUCUGUGUAUUGUUGAUGGUGGCAGAUUGAAUGACCGCAUGGGUGAGAGCUGGGUGCCCCCUCCAAACCUCCGUAGUUUUGAUUCAUGGUACCCCGCUUCUUCUUUGUGGUUCUCACGACUUCCAAAGUGGGUUAAUUCAAUGUCGCUUCCCCACCUCUCCACCCUGGUAAUAUAUGUGGAAGAACUCCAAGGGGAUGACAUUCAGAUCAUUGGGAUGUUGCCUGCUCUUCGGUUUCUGCGGCUGCGUGCAAGUCGCGUGAUGGGAACGUUGGUUGUGAGGGCCGAUGCAUUCCCAUCUGCGAAGUGCUGCAUGUUCAGAGGGUUUCCGACGGCGCCAUGCCUUUUUCCACCUGGAGCUAUGCAAAGGGUCCAGCGCCUUAAGUUCGUGGUCUCUGCAUCAUCGAUCGAAAGUGGUGACGUUGACUGCGCCCUGGGGCACCUCCCUUCUCUCGAGCACCUUCAGGUUUGUCUGCAGCGUGAGAAUUCCAGCGAUGAAGAGAUUGAGACAGCCAAGGCUUGGCUAAGGCGCGCAGCAGAAGCCCAUCCAAAACGUCCCACCAUUGAAAUCAAGCAUAACUAUUGGGAGCUGACCUUGUAGUGACAUACCUCUGCGGCCUUGCCACUGUUUCCCGGUUUCAGGCCUUCAAUGAAAUCCUGGAGUCAGGUACUGUUCCAACACUACGGUAUAUAGGCAACAAACAAUUCACUGCACCACUGCAGGUAGCAGGCUAGCAGCAACUCAUGUGAUUCGUGUACGGCUAUAGCUCCAAAUAACGAGGGCUCAUUCUCUCCACCUAUGUUCGGAUUCUGUCCUUUGCUAGAUAGAGGCUUCCGCGUGUACGUAGUUCAUGAUGUACUAGUUAUUUUUCCGCAUAUGCUUUCAGCAAUGCAGUACCGCAGGCUGUUCCUGCCUUGUUAUAUAGUUCCUUACUUAUUGUCACUGCUUAAUUUCCUUGGGUCGGCUAUAAUUGGGACUCCUUUUUCUUUAUCCAGUCAAGACUCGUAAAAUAAUAGGUUACAUUCCGAUGUCCCUCUUCAAUUUGUAAUGCUACCUCCUCUACAUUUUAAUUUCUUCAUUUGCUUGUUCACAUAGAACAGUGUUAUGUUUUUAUUGGCUUAUUAAUGAAGAGCACCUGGGUAGUUGGUUCAACUGC